CUUCAACCCUCUCCACGCUUCCUAAAAACUGCUAUUGAAUUGAGGAAUUUACGCAACAGUCAAUUCAGGAUUUCCAGAAACAGACAAUUCGUGAAAGGAGUUGAGAUGGUCAAGCUGCUGGUUUAUCUCGUAGCAGCGUUGAGAAGCAUCAUUGUUGAUGACGAUGAUCCUGUCGGCCAACCCCUGGUUGCAAAGAACGAAAGCAGCCUAUACAUGGCGGAAGAGAUCAAUAAAGUUUUGCAGUUGAAUCAAACUAUACACCAAAUCGGUCUCGACAGCCGGAUGCAGCGGGAAACGAUGGCUCAAUUGAUUUCCCACUUGGAGUCAAUAGAGGAUGAUACCGGAAUGCAAGAGCGUAAUCGAAGAGGCAUCAACAACGCAAUAUCAACAAAAUGGAAGACAUAAAAAUUCUGAAAUUGUUAAGAGAAAUGAAUCAAUAUCAAAGGUUAUCGACGGGAUCGCAGGUAGUGUGAAAAGCUUCAAAAAUUUCCACCGCUCAAGCACUCUUGAAAAAAUUGGAACUAUUUGCGAAGCCGUUCAGUGUUUUGGACCUGUUAUAUCUCUUAUACCUGGGGGAUCAAUAGCCACUUCGCUCUUCAGCCUGGGUGGCUCAAUUUUUGGCGCGGUCAGCAAAAAAGAAGAAAAACCGCUGCGAGAAAUUGUUACAGAAGCGGUUGAAGAUGCAAAAAAUGCUGUCAUCGAAAAAAUCGACGAUCAAACUGAAACACUUCAAAAUAUCAUAGUGGAAGCAGUUGAAGAUGCAAAAAACGCAAUUAUUCAAAAAAUCUAUGCUCAAACCGAAUUGAUGUUUAUGGCACAGCACGAGGGUGAGAUAAAUCUGAUGUUGGAACGGCAAAUUCUUCUGGCUGAAUUUGUUACCCUGGAACGAAAUUUGACAAAGUAUGAAAUAGGUAUGCUCUCGGAUGAACAGUGGUAUCUUGCAGGCGCUGGUUUCAUCGGAGUUUUGAGAAAACUGGUAGAAAAAGAUUUGCAGACCGAAGACGUGAAAACAGCUAGAAGAGUCGUCAGGUAUGUAAUUAGCUUCAUUAAACUUUCGCAAUCACAGCAAACAAUGCGCUCGAUGUACAAAAGCCUGAUGAAUUAUUAUAACCAACCGACCAUUUCGGCUCUGCAGGAACAUAGAGAUGAACAAGCGCUGCUUUUAUUGGACCAGGUUGCUGGUUAUAGAUAUCUAAAUGGCUCAUCGUCACUUGUUUACUGGCAGUUCAGUUUAGCUGAAGUCAAUCUAUUGCAACAGUUUUACAAAUCGCUGGGCGGAUCUGAGCUUCCGUACAGAUAUCGUUGUUUUGCAGAAGCUAGAGUUCGAUGGGGACCUGGAGAAAGUAGUUCAUCAAGGUUCCUCAACAAUCAAAGAAACUUUUUCCUGCACACUGCCUAUAUAGAUUCAGAGAGGGUAAUGAGAGCUUGGUCAAUUGAAGAUAAUCAACUCACAUCUAAUGAAUAUCAAAUUCCAUUGGAUUUGAAAGAUGGCCACUUUUUCUCCACAGAUGAGAGAUAUGUAAGAAUGACUGCAUUUGGACACACUUUGCUGGUGCAUUCACUUGGUUCCUUCAAAGUUCAUGUGUUCAUUAAUGACAGCUGGGUGUCUGCUAUCUCUGUAGAAGACAGCAAAUUUCAGUGGCCAAGUGAAGUUCGUCAGAUGGCAUUACGACAUGGUCAGUUAAUUGUGGGUGAUUAUUAUCAAGUACUUGUGUAUCGGUAUAGUGAGACACCCUCUCCAUCUAUCUCGGGGUUCAUAUGGGGACUAGCAGCAGAAGGCGAGGGAAAAUUCUUGGUCAUGUCAGAUAAACAUUUUAUAACCAUAAAGGAUUAUAAUGAUUCGACUCUUCUGUUCUCCACUAUAUUUUGGAGUGAUGAUUCAUUAUAUGAACAGCAGCAGCAGAGUGUGGGUAAGGCAAUGAGCACAUAUGAAAUCAAGAGUGAGGUGAAAGUGCGUGAGCUUCUCGCAGCUAUCGACAACAGCACACUGUUUGUAGAAGGAUGGAAUAGCACAACAAAGAGCUACGAAAACAUGAUCCUUGAACUUGUAUAUUAA
Symsagittifera roscoffensis is the source of this 2056-nucleotide messenger RNA. RefSeq lists its product as uncharacterized. NCBI's taxonomy places the organism in Eukaryota, Metazoa, Xenacoelomorpha, Acoela, Convolutidae. Bases 335 to 2056 code for a protein of 573 amino acids. The transcript is spliced from 3 exons. The record is from RefSeq and is a predicted model, not a curated record.